AUGGCCAAGGUCGACCACAUCCUCACCCUCUCGUGCCCCGACAGGCCCGGCAUUGUCCACGCCGUCACCGGUGUGCUUGCCUCGCUCGAGCUCAACAUUCUCGACCUGCAGCAGUUCUCGGACCCAGUCUCGGACAAGUUCUUCAUGCGCGUGCACUUUGGCUUCACCGAGUCGGACGAGGCUUCCCAGCUCAAGCAGCCAUUUGAAGAACUGUCGACAAAGUUUUCGUUCGACUACUACGUGAUCCGCCCCGCCGCGCGCAAGACCCGCGUCCUCAUCAUGGUGUCCAAGAUCGGACACUGCCUGAACGACCUGCUGUUCCGCAUCAAGGAGGGCAAGCUCAACGUCGAGGUCCCCAUCAUCGUCUCCAACCACCCCGAUUUCGCCCAGCUCGCUGCCAACUACGGCAUCGAGUUCCGUCACCUCCCCGUCACCAAGGACACAAAGGACACGAAUACGCAGCAGAUUCUCGACGUUGUCAAGGAGUUCGACAUUGAGCUCGUUGUCCUCGCCCGUUACAUGCAGGUUCUCACGCCUCGUCUCUGUUCCGAGAUGAGCGGCCGCAUCAUCAACAUUCACCACUCGUUCUUGCCUAGCUUCAAGGGCGCCAAGCCCUAUCACCAGGCCUACGAGCGCGGCGUCAAGACCAUUGGUGCGACCGCCCACUUUGUCACGGCAGACCUUGACGAGGGACCCAUCAUCGAGCAGCGUGUUGCUCGUGUCGACCACGCAAUGAGCCCCAAGGAGCUCGUCGAGGAGGGCUCCAACAUCGAGAGCCAGGUACUGGCAGCUGCUGUCAAGUGGACAACGGAGGGACGAGUGUUCCUCAACAAAACGAAGACGGUUGUCUUCGCUUAG
Vanrija pseudolonga is the source of this 858-nucleotide messenger RNA. RefSeq names its product Formyltetrahydrofolate deformylase (gene purU). The record is from RefSeq and is a predicted model, not a curated record. Bases 1 to 858 code for a protein of 285 amino acids. Gene Ontology annotation, molecular function: formyltetrahydrofolate deformylase activity. NCBI's taxonomy places the organism in Eukaryota, Fungi, Basidiomycota, Tremellomycetes, Trichosporonales, Trichosporonaceae. Gene Ontology annotation, biological process: 'de novo' IMP biosynthetic process. The transcript has a single exon.